Messenger RNA from Juglans regia (Persian walnut), 3298 nucleotides. RefSeq names its product clathrin interactor EPSIN 2-like. Gene Ontology annotation, biological process: endocytosis. Gene Ontology annotation, molecular function: clathrin binding; phospholipid binding. Gene Ontology annotation, cellular component: endosome; plasma membrane; clathrin vesicle coat. Lineage: Eukaryota; Viridiplantae; Streptophyta; Magnoliopsida; Fagales; Juglandaceae. The record is from RefSeq and is a predicted model, not a curated record. The coding region runs from base 263 to 2953 and encodes 896 amino acids. The transcript has 14 exons.
UCUGUCUCGUCAUCUUUCUUUCUCUCCCUCUCUCACCGUCUUAUUAUUUCAACGGACACCAACAUACAAUUCUCAAAGGAUUUCAGAAGACCUCUUCCCAUUUUCCGCUCUCCUCUUCCUUUCCUCUUGAAAUCGAUUUCUUUUCAAGCUUCAAAUUGUUUACGUCGGAUCAGUGCAUGAAGAAUAUUUGAAGAGGGAUUCCUUUGAAGUGGGCUGCACAACUCUGCCAUUGUAGAGCAUUGUUUUUUUAACACCGGCUACGAUGAAGAAAGUAUUUGGUCAAACUGUUAGGGAUAUCAAGAGAGAGGUGAACAAAAAAGUGCUUAAAGUUCCUGGAAUAGAACAGAAGGUUCUUGAUGCUACAAGCAAUGAGCCCUGGGGUCCUCAUGGAUCGCUUCUUGCAGAUAUUGCACAGGCAACCAGAAACUAUCAUGAAUGCCAAAUGAUCAUGGCAGUAAUCUGGAAGCGGAUUAAUGAUACUGGCAAGAACUGGCGGCAUGUCUAUAAGGCUUUGAUUGUUCUGGAUUACCUCGUAGCCCAUGGGUCAGAGCGCGUCAUAGAUGAGACCAGGGAACAUGCUUAUCAACUACAAACAUUGGCUGAUUUUCAAUAUAUUGAUUCCAGUGGAAGGGACCAGGGAAGCAAUGUCAGGAAGAAAUCUCAGAGUCUUGUGGUUCUAGUGAACGAUAAAGAAAAAAUAAUUGAAGUUAGACAGAAGGCUGCUUCUAACAGGGACAAGUUCCAUAGCACCUCAUCAACUGGUGGAAUGUAUAGGCCCAGUUCAUAUUCUGGUAUUGGAGGAUAUGGUGACAGAUUUGAUGAUGAUCGUUAUGAAGGCCGCUACGGAAGCAGGGAUGAAGGCUUUGGGAGAGAGAGAGAAACUGGUUAUAGGGAUGACGAGCCCCAUGGUAGAUACGGGGACUCACGUAGUCGUGAUGGAGAUCUUUAUAGCAGAGAUUAUGAGGAACGCUAUAGUAGAGAUGGUUAUAGGGAUGACGAUUAUAGAGGAAGAAGUCAGAGUGUCGAUUACCAGUAUGGCUCAAGAAGUAGGAGCUCUGAUAGAGACAGAGACCAGGCUUUUGAUGAUGAUGGUCAAUAUUCAUCUCGAGGCAGUGGUGGCAGAGCUGACAAUCAAUCUGUAGAUGGAAGGCGGCUUGAACGGAAAUUUUCUGAACAGAAUAUUGGUGCUCCUCCAAGUUAUGAAGAAGCUGUAAGUGAGUCCCGAAGCCCUGUUCACAGUCAAAGGAAUGAAGAAGCUUCAGCAGCAUCUGCUCCCAAAGAUUUGCCACCUGUUGACAAUAUUCCAAGUCCAGCAACCACUUCUCAUGGUGCUUUGGCAUCUCCCCAGAACCUGGAAGUUGGGGCUUCUGAUGAAUUUGAUCCCCGUGGUCCAGUUUCAGCUGCUCCAGCUACCUCAAACAAUGCCGAGAUGGACUUAUUUGGCUCACUGUCAGAUUCAUUUCCCUCAAACUCGUUAGCCAUUGUGCCAACUACAUCUGCAACCACAACCUCUGAGGCUGAUGCCUACUCACAUGCUGCUCCAGCAACCACUUUUGUGGCUGCAGCUUCAGCAGCUGAUGUUGUGAAUCAGGCUUUUGAAGAUCCAUUUGGUGAUUCUCCUUUCAAAGCUCUUCCUUCCACCGACGGUUUCCCAACUCAACAUCAGACUUCUGCUCCCACAACUUCCCUCCAGCUUACCACAAACAGGAGUGCUGAACCACCCCAGCAAGCUGCUCCAAAGGCCGAUGCAGUCUCAAACUUUGACUUUGAGGACACAUUUUCUGGCCUUACUUUCUCCGAACAUAUUGUUUACAAUAAUCAACCUCCAACAAACUCACAGUAUUCACCUCAAGAGCUGUCUAGCCCACAGCAUAACACUGAUAUUCUGGCGGACAUCCUCCCUCCUGGACCUUCAUCCACUUUUACUUCACAGCAAGCUUUUCCAAGUCCAACUGGCCAUCCUUUACAGCCAACUGCUAAUAUGUACAGCACUUUCCACACACAGGCAGGACCUGUAGCUCCUCAGAUUCAAGCUGGACCUCCUGCACAGCUUAGUAGCGGAGGCUUCCUUCCCCAUGGAGGACCCACAUCUCUCCCCACUUCACUCAUGGUUCCACCAACUCCAGCUGGACCAACUGCACAGCUUAAUGGUGGAAACUUUUUUCCACAACAGGGACCACCUCCCAUCACUUCGCAUAUGCCUCAAGCAUUAACUGGGCCAACUUCACAGUUUAACGGUAUGACCUACCUUCCACUACAGGGUCCUGCAACUCCUGUAGAUGCACAUAUUGCUCAAACUUCCACUGGACCAGCUGUUCAACCUAACAGUGAUGUUCUUGGUAAUUUACUCCCUCAAGCUGGACCAAAUGACCCUACAAUUCCACAACAAAUUCUUCCGUCUUCAUCUGGAUCACUUUCAAUAUUUCCUCAACCAGCAAAGGACAAGUUUGAGACCAAGUCAACUGUUUGGGCCGAUACGCUAAGCAGAGGGCUUGUGAAUUUAAAUAUAUCUGGACCUAAAAUAAAUCCUAUGGCAGAUAUUGGAAUUGAUUUUGAUGCACUUAAUCGGAAGGACAAGAGGAUGGAAAAACCUGCCACAACUCCUGUUAUGUCUACUGUCAACAUGGGGAAAGCUAUGGGAUCUGGUUCUGGGAUGGGCCGUGCUGGUGCCAGUGCCCUCAGACCUCCAUCAAAUCCUAUGAUGGGUUCUGGUAUGGGCAUGGUUAGUAGGCCCGGUGGUGGCAUGGACAUGGGGGUAUAUGGAGGCAUGAAUCAACCCAUGGGAAUGGGAAUGGGAAUGCAGAUGGGAAUGAACAUGGGGAUGGGGCAAGGGGUCCAGAUGCAACCACCAACUGGAUUACCUCCAGGCUCAAACAUAUCUGGUGGUUAUAACCCCAUGAUGGGCACAGGUGGUUAUGUUCCUCAGCAGCCUUAUGGCGGCGGCUAUCGAUGAGAUUGAGCCAAGUACUUGUGUUGUUGGAAAAGUAAUUAAUACCUAAGAGGGUGAAAAAGGCUUUUGACAUUAGCAAGUCCAGAGUUGGAAUCCGUCUACUACAAUGCACUCUGGUCUGAUAUUUGCUAUAGAGUUGUGUGUUUUUGUUCGAAAAGGUUAAUCUUCUGGAAAAUGGCGGAUGCAGGUAUGCUUAUUCAUUUUGUCUCUUUCUAAUCCUUUUUGGGCCAAGGAGAGAGGUGUAGGAACGCUGGUUUUGGUUGUGAUAUUGUUGAUCACUCUUGGGUCUUUCACUUAAAUAUUAUUUUUUUGUUACUGUACAAUAAAUAUAUGAUGAUUCAUAAUUCA